AUGGCCAUGAAGAAGAUCUCUGUCUUCGUGCUUGUGAUCAUGUUUCUCUUGGGUUGCACCUCGGCUAAAACCUACAAAGUCGGUGGUUCCAACUAUGGAUGGACUGUCAAGGACGACACUUGGGCUGAACAUAAGCAAUUCCACGUUGGAGAUUCCCUCGUCUUCCAAUACGACAAGAACGUCAACGACCUCGCUCAAGUUUCCACUGCUAAAGAGUACAUGUCAUGCGAAGCUUCUUCUCCUAAAGUUGUUUACAACACCGGUCACGAUGUCGUAACCUUCAAGGAACCAGGACAUUACUACUUCAUCACCUCUAAUCAUAUUCAAUGAAUGGACUUAAACUCGACGUUCUUGUCGUCCAUGACCCCUCACGUCCGAUUCCUCCACCACCACCGAGCAAGAACCAUGAACCAUCGUCCACCACCAAACAAGAACCAAGGGCCGUCGACGUCACGUCCAAGCCCUCCUCCACCACCACCGAGCAAGAACCAAGGCCCGUCACGUCAGAGUACUCCUCCACCACCACCGAGCAAUAACCAAGGCCCGUCACGUCAGAGUCCUCCACCACCACCACCACCACCGAGCAAGAGAGGAAGGAUCUACAAGGUAGGUGAUUCCAAAGGAUGGAGCGUGUACAACAGUUACUACUACUACAGGUGGAGUGAAACUAAACAAUUUCGUGUGGGAGAUACUCUCUAUUUCGAAUACAACAAGGACCUCAAUGACGUUAGAGAAAUCAGCGAUGAUCUUGAGUUCAGAUCCUGCGAACCAACUUCUGCCGUAGCUGUGUACAAGACAGGACACGAUCUCGUCAAGCUCACCAAACCAGGAGUGCACUAUUUUGUAAGCUUAAAGACAGGUCUUUGUCAGGCCGGGAUUAAGCUUCGAGUCAACGUGCUACCAUCAUUAGCCGAAGACGAUACUCUGCCGAAUGUUCCCAAGAUUAACCGCUGCAACAGGUGGUGGAGGUGGUUAUGCAUUAUCAGACCUCAUCAUUAA
Capsella rubella is the source of this 999-nucleotide messenger RNA. RefSeq names its product uclacyanin 1. Gene Ontology annotation, cellular component: plasma membrane. Lineage: Eukaryota; Viridiplantae; Streptophyta; Magnoliopsida; Brassicales; Brassicaceae. The record is from RefSeq and is a predicted model, not a curated record. Gene Ontology annotation, molecular function: electron transfer activity.